GAGUCACACCCCUUCAAAAUCACUAUUAAUUAUCUUUUUUUUUACUUUUAAUUUUCAAUUUUUUUGAUAUUUAUAUUAUAAUACAUAAAAUUAGCAGAUCUAAGAUAAAUAUUUUUUAUCAAUAAAAUUUUGUGUCUAGAUUUAAAUUCGAAACCUCGUAUCAAAGGAGGCAUCCUUUUGGUGGUCAAUAUUUUUUCUUGUCUGUUAUUUUUGUUGUGUAUGAACUUAGUGAUUGGAUAAUUUUUUGUCAAAUAAACUAUUUGCUGAUUUAUUUGUAGUCUAUAUACACACAAAUAUACCUAUUAUAUAUACAUAACACACACACAUUGAGGAAAAAGGUGAUUUGUUGGGAGGAAGACUCCAAAAGGCAGCAUCACUGUACUUUAUUUUGGGCCACAAGAUUUGGAGAAGGCAAUCAAAGGGAGCAAGCUCCUUCAUUGGAAUUUUGAAAGUGAUUUGAUAGAUAAUUUUGCACAAUUUUGGAAGCCAGAUCAAGAUACACGUGAAGGCACCGUGUGGAGUAGGGAUUUGAAUUGAAACACGGUUCCUAGGCCUACGGGGGUGCCAGAUUUACGGUUCUAUGAUCAUGUUCUUGUUAUAUGAGUACAUGGUGAAGGAUUUUAGUGAGGGAUAAGAAGCUACGAUAUAUGGAGAAUUCGCGCGAGUUUCUAAGCAAUGGAAAACCAGCUGAUCCUGGUCUUCAAAUUAUAAGGCACCCCUCUUACCAAUCUUGUGGGAAAUUAUCGUUAUCUUGGUUUGAUAUUAGAGUAUUUUACAUCAGAAUCAGCAAUUUUAUGGUCGAUGAUUCAACCCCAGAAAGUCUUACGCUUAACCAUAUCCCUCUAAGCCCCGAUACACUGCUAGAAGUUAAUGGUAAAAGAUGUUCAGUGUACUCAGAAGGAGCCUCUUGCUUUCUUCGAAGGGACCGUGUUGAUAAGAAAGCUGAAGAAGCUACAUUUGUGAGCACAGAUAGUAUAAGAUUGACUGGGAGUGUGAACUUUGAGGUUUCAUAUAAAGAUGAUCUUUUUCUCUCUGGGACUUUGGAGAUGGCCAACAUCAAUGAUUCUCAAAACUGUCUUAGGAGAUGGAGCAUGAACUGUGAAUCAGUUAUGAGUGCUGGCACGGGAUUUCUGAAAGGAAAACAUAUUGUGGGUUCUGAAUCAUUGUCACCGACAAUUGAAGUCUAUGUUACCGGUUGCUUCUCUGGGACACCUAUCAUCUUAACUAAGACUUUGCAGCUAAAUCACAGGAAGAAGCACCAUAGAAAGGGUAUGUUAGACUCCAUUCCGGAGCAUGACACAUCUGAACAGCAUAAAGAAGUCUCAUCUGAACAUGAUCUGCAGGUAACAGAAUACAACAGAAACUACAAACCAGAAAGCGAAGAAGACUACAACAUGUACUGGGGAAGAACAGAACUUAUGGAUGGUGAAGACGGAGAAAUGUCCUGGUUCAAUGCUGGGGUUCGAGUUGGUGUUGGGAUUGGCCUUGGCAUUUGUGUAGGAGUUGGAGUAGGAGUUGGUUUAUUAGUCCGUACUACACGAAACUUAAGAAGGCGCCUUAUGUAAUUACAUAGCAUACAUAUAAAGGCUAACAAUAGAGAGAUACUGUUUUUAAGAAUAUAUUGUAAUUUUGAGACAUUUUCGACGUUUCUAACCAUUUUCUUUUUCAUGUGUAAUCUGUUUGCUGCAUUUUUUGUGGUGAGUUGCUAAAGCUGUAUGGACAUGUUUUUAGGUAAUAUUAUAUCAUGUUGAGAUUGUUAUUUAAUGUGUAAA
This is a messenger RNA of Solanum pennellii, 1772 nucleotides long. RefSeq lists its product as uncharacterized. The record is from RefSeq and is a predicted model, not a curated record. The coding region runs from base 648 to 1565 and encodes 305 amino acids. Lineage: Eukaryota; Viridiplantae; Streptophyta; Magnoliopsida; Solanales; Solanaceae. The transcript is spliced from 3 exons. Gene Ontology annotation, molecular function: phosphoglycerate dehydrogenase activity.